Acyrthosiphon pisum (pea aphid) is the source of this 619-nucleotide messenger RNA. RefSeq names its product protein KRTCAP2 homolog. The transcript has 2 exons. Lineage: Eukaryota; Metazoa; Arthropoda; Insecta; Hemiptera; Aphididae. The record is from RefSeq and is a predicted model, not a curated record. The coding region runs from base 386 to 619 and encodes 77 amino acids.
ACGUUAUCGCGAAUUCGAUUCUAUAGACUAUAGAAUCUAAAAUCUGGCAAUAAUAAUUGACAAAUGCCAAUUGGCAUAUUCUGGCGAGAAGCGAGUGGUGACGCCGGGUGCCGACGAGGGCAUUAUUUUCGAUUUUUCGAAUAUAUUCAAUAUUGGCAAAUCAAAACGUUACGCAUAACACAGGGUGUCGAGUACACCGUACACGCCGACUUAUGUUGUUUUGGUAAAAAUUAAAAAAAACGAGGAAUUAAAAAAAAAUUGGCGUCAUCAAUUUUAUUUACUUUUUAUUAAGACACCGAUCUUCGAGUGGAGUUAAAUUGUUAUUCAGAGUCAACGCACCGACUUUUGCCUCUACGUAUUCAAAACUUGAAAAAUAUAUAGCACGAUGGCUGUUUCCACCGGCAUGUCGUUCCUUAUAUCAACGCUAUUAGCAUUGUCACUGUUCUCGGUCAUGCAGCUCAACAGCAAAUGGUUGACGUCUAGUUCAGUGUUGGUCAUAGGUACUGGUUUUCUUGGCUCAGUGUUGUUUACACUAUCCUUGACUGUAUCCUUUAUUGUUUACAAAUUUUCUAAGUACUUAUACAAUCAAUCUAUUACUCAUUUAACAUGUUUGCAAUAG